Molecule: messenger RNA, 1077 nt
Organism: Mugil cephalus (flathead mullet)
Lineage: Eukaryota; Metazoa; Chordata; Actinopteri; Mugiliformes; Mugilidae
Product: Fc receptor-like protein 5
Exons: 4
Biological process (GO): cell surface receptor signaling pathway
Molecular function (GO): transmembrane signaling receptor activity
Source: RefSeq, a predicted model, not a curated record
ACAGUGAUCCUUCAACCCAACUGGCCUCAGAUAUUCACAGGAGAGACAAUAACUCUCAGAUGUGUGAUCCAGGGAGGUGGAGGAACUCAGUGGACGUAUGAAUGGAAACAAGACGAGUUAAACAAACCUCCAACAUCCAGAGAAUACAGGAUCAAUGGAGCUACUGAGUCUGACAGUGGAGAAUAUAGAUGUAGAGGUAGAAGAGACUACUAUUUAACAGAGUGGAGUAAUACCAUCAGACUGAAUGUAUCAGGUAAACAACCUGUCCUCUCUGUGUCUCCAUCAUGGCUGAGUCCUGGAGCCUCAGUAAAUCUGAGCUGUGAGGUUGAACAUCCAUCUGCAGGAUGGAGGUUUUACUGGUAUAAAGCUGUUCCUGAUCUAUCACACAAGUAUCAAUAUUACAACUAUGAGCUGCUUCCUGGUAGCAUCAGUGGAACUGAACAAGAUUCCUACAUCAUUGAUGGACAGACACACACAGCAGGAUAUGUGUGUAGAGCUGGAAGAGGAGAGCCAGUGUUUUACACUGAUUACAGUCCACCUCAGUUUGUCUGGUCUGGAGAUUUCCAUUCAUCAGCGUCUCUCACAGUGAAUCCUGACAGAGUGCAGCACUUCACCUCUGUCUCUAUCUCUCUGAGCUGUGAGGGAAACUCUACUGAGUGGAGAGUGAGGAGGUUUACUGAUGAUAGCGUCCUGUCACACUGUUCUACCUGGGGGACAAUGACUGGAUCAACAUGUAAAUUAUCCAGAUCCCAGUCUGAUGAUGCAGUGUACUGGUGUGAGUCUGGAUCAGGAGAGUUCAGCAACGCAGUCAACAUCACUGUCCAUGCUGAUGGUAUCAUCCUGGUGAGUCCUAUCCAUCCCGUCACUGAGGGAGAUUCUGUUUCUCUGAGCUGCAGGUUCAGAGGACAGCAACAACUUUCUUCUGUGUUUUUCUAUCACAAUGACAAACUCAUCCAAAAUGACACCAGAGAGGAGCUGAUCAUCUCUGCAGUGUCAAAGUCAGAUGAAGGCUUCUACAAGUGUCAGUCCUCAGGAAAACAAUCACCACAGAGUUGGAUGGCUGUAACAUGUGAGUAA